AUGGCAGACAGUAUCAAGAACAUAGGCGAGGUCACCCAAGACGCCCACGUGGCCACCGAGUUCGAAAAGAAGAUGACCUUCGCCCAAGCCAUUCGCAUGUAUCCCAAGGCCACCAUGUUCUCGUUCGUCUUGUCCUUGUCUCUCAUCAUGGAAGGCUAUGAUACUGCCUUGCUGGGAGGCUUCUUCGGCUAUCCGUCAUUCCAAAAGCGAUUUGGAAAGCCGGUCGGUGAUGGCACGUACCAGUUGACUGCUUCGUGGCAGUCAGGUCUGCAGAAUGGCGUCCAGAUUGGCGAAAUCAUUGGACUCUGGGUGGCUGGAUUUCUUGCAGAGCGUUAUGGAUACAAGAAAACUAUGCUUGGAGCGCUGGUCAUGAUGAUUGGGGUCAUCUUCAUGAUGUUCUUCGCACAGAGCAUUGGAAUGCUCUUCGCAGGCGAAAUUCUCUGCGGCCUGCCCUGGGGAGCCUUUCAGACCUUGACGACGAAAUACGCUGCGGAUAUCUCACCGCCGGUACUGCGGCCGAUACUGACGACUUGGAACAAUGCCUGUUGGGUGAUAGGUCAAACAAUUUCCACGGGUGUGCUUCGCGGCCUGCUGAACCGUACCGAUCAAUGGGGAUGGCGUAUACCUUAUGCUACUCAGUGGGUGUGGCCAAUUCCAAUCAUAAUUGGAGUCCUUCUGGCACCAGAGUCGCCAUGGUGGUUGGUACGACAUGACCGUAUCGACGAGGCAAAGAAGGCCUUGCAAAGCUUGGUCUCCAAGGCGAACACCGACUACGACGUCGACCGAAACAUUGCAAUGAUCAUCCACACCAACGCACACGAGAAGGCCGUCAGCUCAGGGACUUCAUACAAAGAGUGCUUCAAGGGGACCGAUCGACGCCGUACUGAGAUCGCUUGUGCUGUUUGGAUCAUCCAAGUCACUUGUGGUACCUGGUUCGGAGGAAGUGUCACUUACUUCAUGGAGCAAGCUGGCCUCGAUCCCGUUCAGUCAUUCGAUCUCGGAAUCGGGCACAAUCUGAUGGGCCUUGCGGGAACACUUGCAGCCUGGUGGAUACUUCAAUAUGUCGGCCGCCGAUCGUUGUACCUCUGGGGCCUUUUCGUCAUGUUCUGGAUUCUGGUAAUUGUCGGCUUUAUGGGAAUUCCAGCAUUGUCUGAAGCAAUUGCCUACGCAACAGGAGCCUUGAUGUUCAUCUUCACUUUCGCGUACGGCAUCACCGUUGGACCGGUGUGCUAUUGCCUGGUAGCCGAGAUGCCUUCAACACGGCUGAGAAUAAAGACCGUGGCCUUGGCUAGGAAUUGCUUCAACAUUGUAUCAAUCGCAGCUAACCAGCUCCAGAAUCCCUUGUUAAAUCCUACGGCUUGGAAUCUUCGAGGCAAGGGUGGUUUUGUGUGGUGUGGUUUCGCUCUGCUGUCGUGGGUGUGGACAUACUAUCGGUUGCCGGAAACGAAGGGCCUGAGCCCAGGAGAGAUGGAUGUGUUGUUCGAACAAAAGGUUCCUGCUCGGAAGUUCCAUUCUGUGAAGGUCGACGAGUUCCGUGCAGAUCAUUUGAAGGUGGACUGCUCGACGGACGUGUUGGUGUCCACGGUUAAGCUUGAGUGA
This is a messenger RNA of Zasmidium cellare ATCC 36951, 1599 nucleotides long. RefSeq lists its product as uncharacterized. Gene Ontology annotation, cellular component: membrane. NCBI's taxonomy places the organism in Eukaryota, Fungi, Ascomycota, Dothideomycetes, Mycosphaerellales, Mycosphaerellaceae. The coding region runs from base 1 to 1599 and encodes 532 amino acids. Gene Ontology annotation, biological process: carbohydrate transport; transmembrane transport. The record is from RefSeq and is a predicted model, not a curated record. The transcript is spliced from 5 exons. Gene Ontology annotation, molecular function: carbohydrate:proton symporter activity.